CUGGCGGCGCCGGCGGCCUCCCUGGCUGCCCAACCUUCUCCUUCUCCCAUGCCCCAUCUCCAACCCGACGACGGCGCGCAGGGGCAGGGCGAGGGGAUGCAGCAGUUCGGGGGCCCGUACGACGAGUCGGUGAUGCUGGCGUCGCGGCUCCGGCAGCACCAGAUUAGCGGCGUUGGCAGCGCGGCGGCGACGAAGCAGAUGGUGCUGCAGCAGCUCGCCGAUCUGAGGCAGGGCCACCAGCACCACAUGAUGCUCCAGGGCAUGGGCCGCUCGCCGACCGUCGGCGGAGGAGGGGACGGCGGCAUGCUCCUCCCGCUCACCCUCGGCAACGGCGGAUCGGGCGGCGAUGUGCAGGCCCUCCUGAAAGCAGCUGCCGCCAAUUCCGCCGGAGGGGACGCCGGCGUCUACGGCGGCUUCGCCGGAUCGCUCCAGCAGCAGCAACAUUUCCAGCCACAUCCACAGGUUCGCAACCAGCAAACGGCGCCCAUGCCGAGCCCGACCUUUGGCGCAGGAGGAGGUGCUCCCGGAGGCGGGGCGCAACCGCAAGCCGGGUCCGGUGGCGGCGCGCCGGCGCCGCCGAGGCAGCGGGUGCGCGCGAGGCGAGGCCAAGCCACCGACCCCCACAGCAUCGCGGAGAGACUCCGCCGGGAGAGGAUCGCCGAGAGGAUGAAGGCCCUGCAGGAGCUGGUGCCCAACGCUAACAAGGAACACUUCUCAUCUGCUAAAGUAAAUAUCCCAGCAGGUACUGGAUACCGGGUGGUUUACUUUCGUACUCACCGCACGCUUGCCACUAGAGAAGGCACAUGAGGGCGUUGCGCCGGAGGCGUUUGCUGUUGCUCUCAUGGGUAUUGCGGUGGCAAUGUCAAGGCAUCUCACCACAUCUAGACAAGCCUUGAGCCACACGUUGUAUUGGGAGUUGGAAGGAAUUGCAUAUGAGACUGCAUAUAUGUGCGACCUAACCGACUUGGAUUUCGUUGUUAUCAUGAUCCACUGGAUGUCACCACUCUGGCUGGACCUUCUGGUGUUUGAUAAUCUAGCCCUAAGCAGAUUUGUUGUCUUCAAAUGCGGCUAAAUGUGAGCCAAACUAACAACCUUUAGUUCUUGAGAUUUUUGUUAUAUCUUGGAGUAACAAUCUGCAACAGUGCUCAUGGUUUUUACAUCUACUAUCUAAAAUAUAUAUUUGUUUUUCUAUAUGCUGUCUUUGCUGUUGAGGGAUCAACUUUUUUUCCUGUGAAAUAUAGAAAGAUGAUGCAAAAAAUAAUAUGUGCCUUCCUCUAUGUUUACUAGAAAACACAUGCAUGAUUUUAACACUGUCUACAAAGUAAAUGUAUCCUCUUCUCUCAUUGGUUCAGAUAUAUUCUGGAGAUAAUAUCUUCCGUUCUGACUAGAUUUUGAGAAUAUGAACUGGUGAAAUUUCCUCACGCCAUAAUAGUUUUAGUUUAUCAUGAAAGAUCUUUGCCAGGCCUUGAGAUUCUCGCUGAGAUCUCUUUGAUGCAAUUAUUAAGAUGGAGUUACAAGACAGGCAUGCAGAAAUCCACUAGCUCCUUAAAUGGACAAAAUCUGUUUGUUCUAUAAUAGUUCUGUCUGUUUAAACUAAAUUUCAUUUCAUUAGCUGUACUCACUGGAUCUUUGUGAUUCCUUUCUCAUGAUGCAGUGCACUAACUAAAUAUCAAUUUGAUCCAGUGCCAUGGAGUUCUGUUGUCGGUGACUGGUGUCUGCCGAACCAUCUGAUAAGACAAGGCAUCGCUAUGCAGUGCACUAACUAAAUAUAUUUCUCUAUAUUUUUUUUCGUCUAUUUAUUACUAUUUACUACUUAUUAUCAGCUUGUAUUUCUUAACUGAUCUGUGUAAUUUUGUGCUGGUCCAGUAAUUAAGUCAACUACAUUCUCUUUGUUCCUUUUUCGAAAAAUAUAUUUUUUUACAAAAUAUUAAUCAGUGUGGAAGACAAUUUUAUCAGCUACGUCGUGUCCUCUAAAGACUGUCCUUCCUUUGUAAUUGACAUGUACAUACGAAUUAGGUUCCCGCUGCAAGUCCCCUUGUGCAACUGUGUGGAUAUUGCUUUUUUCCAUUCGUUUGUGCUAAGUUGUUUUGUACUUCCCGUGCUCCAAGGCUCGUCCCUGAAAUACUUUUUCCUACUCCAUUUGUAAUUUUGUGUUAUUUAUCCCAAGUUCAUCCCUAUUGGCUUCGUCUUAUAAAACUAAAAAGAAAUAUUAUUAUUUUUUCACCUAAUUUUUAUCGUGGUUAUAGAAAGUGCACAUCGGCUUAAGUUUCACGGUAUUGUAUAUUGUUGAAAAUGACAUAAAUUGGGUGUCAAACCUCACUUUGUCAUAGUUAUAUCGUUGAUCAGUUUGUAUUGUAAAGUUUAGCACUCCCUGUUAUAAUUGGUCAGGUUAUCCCACGCAUAUGAUUUAUCUCUGUGUAGGUUCUUGAUUUUACCUUAAAGAAUGAGAUGAGCAUAAUCAAACAAUAUUAAUGUUUUAUAGAUUUUCCCACUGUUAUUUAUUUGUGUCUAUAAAUUAUUCCGUUUCUAAAGAAGAAGAAAAGAAACUGAUGUUUCUGUUGCAUGUGGUUUUCAGACAAGGAACAAUGUUCUUUUCAAGAUGCAUGUAUCAUGUAUGCUCAGUAAUCUUGAUCUAACAACUUAUAUUGUGCACUAAAGGUAUCUGCAUUUAUUUAUUAUUUGCAAGAUCUGGCACCUACAUUAUUAAUAUGCUGAAACACAAUAUUUGUAUUCUGAAUUUCAAACAUUCGAGCACAUUCAAAUUAUAUUACAUAUAGUGACUAUAAAACUGCAGAGGUUGUUAAUUGGAUUAUUGCAAUGAUUUGAGGUAGCUCAAACUUCCUGGAAAUCGAAGGGAUUUCUACUACAGGAGGUUCAAUCGAACAAAGAAAGAGCCUACUGGAGAUGCAAAAUUAAUUCUCCCUGGAGUGGAACAGUUUUAUAUAAUUAUAGCAUGAUUGUCCUCACGAAAAUAUGGAUUUCCAUAGUAUAAAUGUCAAGGAAUGUGUCAAUGGAGUGCUGCUAUCAUCCUGGUCGCAGUGGAGCACAUGACGCCCGAGACGGAUCAUGUGACACUACCAUCCUGAGCGCACUGCAUGUGGAAAUCAAAUAGAAGACCCAAUUCAUUGUAUACGUCAAGCUCAGGCGAGUUGCUGCUGAUUCUCCCUUCUCCUAUCAGUGCCUGCAUGAAAGAUGAACUUAAUUGUUUGAUACGUAAAGAACUUAUGCACCGCCGAUUUUUUUUUGACGUCGCGUGGAUGAUGCUAAUGAAGUGGGGAGCUCUAUUCUUUUUGAAUCCUUUCUGGCCGGCCAGAGGCCAUGAUGGACCCACACGGUGAUGGAGGGGAGGCCAUGGGCGAGCGGUUGAGCGGGCCCACGAGAAGCUGCAGGGCAAUGGAAGGGCAGUGGCCGAGGAUGGAAGCAGCGUGGGAGAUGGAGGAUUUACUCCACACCUUCAUUUCGUCUGCAUCGAGCUGUCCCGCAAAGAUGUGUGUCACAACAGCCUGUCAAAGAUGUGGCAGCCUGGCAGGUGCAGCUGACAAGAAAAACAACCCUUAGACUGUACAAAUUCCAGCUUCACAUUAGGUAUACAUGCUGAAUUUGAGUCUAUGAUAAAUUGUCGCUGAGUCUGUAUUGUCUACCAUCUGAUUGUUCCAAGUUGCGAUUUGGCGUUGAUUGUUCUGUGAUUUAGUUUUCAUGAAUGUUGCUUCCAGGUGCCACAAACCAUUGAUAUUUGUUUGCUUCAUGUUAUCUACGUAUCUGGGGAUUGUGUUCCUCACUUUUGUUGUGGUAUUGUACAUAUAAAUCAAGCGUAUGAUGCAAUGGUUGUAUAUGUGAGUGCUUUUGCUUCAUGCUGCUAUCAAUUGCGUAGUUAUGUAGUUUAUUUUGUCCUGUGGCGUGCUUUCUCAGGAAAAACGACAUGUGUUUAUUCCUAUUUCACUGCCGUUUUCUCCGCUCUUAUUAUUAGUGCUUUGUGCACUAAAUCCCA
Molecule: messenger RNA, 3988 nt
Organism: Lolium perenne
Lineage: Eukaryota; Viridiplantae; Streptophyta; Magnoliopsida; Poales; Poaceae
Source: RefSeq, a predicted model, not a curated record